Cornus florida is the source of this 2111-nucleotide messenger RNA. RefSeq names its product low affinity inorganic phosphate transporter 1. Gene Ontology annotation, cellular component: membrane. The transcript has 2 exons. The record is from RefSeq and is a predicted model, not a curated record. Lineage: Eukaryota; Viridiplantae; Streptophyta; Magnoliopsida; Cornales; Cornaceae. Gene Ontology annotation, molecular function: phosphate transmembrane transporter activity. Gene Ontology annotation, biological process: phosphate ion transport; transmembrane transport. The coding region runs from base 236 to 1861 and encodes 541 amino acids.
GAUGGAGCUGAAUACGGAACAAAUCUUCCCAUCCUUAAUUUCCCUCCAUACCCAUCUCACUCCCAUUCCCAUCACUUCUCUCUCUUUCUCUCACCUUCAACCUCUUCUCUCACUAAAACUCUCUCUCUCUCUGGAGAUCUGCAUUUGGGGUUGACUGGUUCUCUCGUUACUAUUCAGGGUAUAGAAGGUGUAAGGUUGAUUAGUACAGUGAAAAGGGCUGUGAGAGGAGGUUGUCAUGGCCAGAGAACAAUUGCAAGUGCUUAAUGCACUUGAUUUGGCCAAAACACAAUGGUACCAUUUCACGGCAAUUGUAAUCGCCGGCAUGGGUUUUUUCACCGAUGCCUAUGAUCUGUUUUGUGUAUCUUUGGUGACUAAAUUGCUUGGCCGCCUAUACUACCACCACCCUGGUGAUGCCAAACCAGGGACUCUGCCUCCUAAUGUCGCGGCUGCAGUUAAUGGUGUUGCAUUUUGUGGCACCCUUGCUGGCCAGCUCUUCUUUGGAUGGCUCGGGGACAAAAUGGGGCGUAAACGAGUCUAUGGCAUGACCCUUAUGCUGAUGGUCAUCUGCUCAAUUGGCUCUGGCCUUUCCUUUAGCAAUGACCCUAAGGCUGUUAUGGCCACACUUUGUUUCUUUCGCUUCUGGCUAGGCUUUGGCAUUGGUGGCGAUUACCCUCUUUCCGCCACCAUUAUGUCUGAGUAUGCCAACAAAAAGACUCGUGGAGCGUUCAUUGCAGCUGUGUUUGCCAUGCAAGGUUUUGGAAUUUUGGCUGGUGGAAUGGUUGCCAUUAUAGUUUCUGCAGCAUUUAGGUCCAAGUAUCCAGCCCCGGACUAUGCAACUAAUCCUGCUACCUCUGCUGUCCCGCAAGCUGAUUAUGUUUGGCGUAUAAUUGUAAUGUUUGGUGCAGUACCGGCUGCUCUUACUUAUUACUGGCGUAUGAAGAUGCCUGAAACUGCCCGUUACACUGCUUUAGUCGCCAAGAAUGCCAAAAGGGCUGCUGCUGAUAUGUCCAAAGUUUUGCAAGUUGAUAUAGAAGCAGAACAAGAGAAAGUUGAAAGUAUUUCCCAAGAUAAAGGAAAUGACUUUGGCUUGUUUUCAAAGAAGUUUCUGCAUCGCCAUGGGCUUCACUUGCUUGGUACCACUAGCACGUGGUUUUUACUGGACAUCGCCUUCUAUAGUCAGAACCUUUUCCAAAAGGACAUUUUCAGUGCAAUUGGGUGGAUUCCACCAGCCCAAACAAUGGAUGCCAUUGAGGAGGUUUACAAAAUAGCAAGGGCUCAAACUCUCAUAGCUCUUUGCAGUACUGUUCCUGGCUACUGGUUUACCGUGUUCCUCAUAGAUAGAAUCGGGAGGUUUGCAAUUCAAUUGAUGGGCUUCUUCUUCAUGACAGUGUUUAUGUUUGCCUUAGCUAUUCCCUACGAUCACUGGACUCACAAAGACAACCGAAUUGGAUUUGUCAUCAUGUAUUCACUAACCUUCUUCUUUGCGAACUUUGGUCCAAAUGCCACAACCUUUGUUGUGCCAGCAGAGAUUUUCCCAGCAAGGCUACGGUCAACGUGCCAUGGUAUAUCAGCAGCAGCUGGCAAAGCCGGAGCAAUAGUGGGAGCGUUUGGUUUCUUGUAUGCAGCUCAAAAUCAGAACAAGGAUAAGACAGAUAAAGGGUAUCCACCUGGUAUUGGUGUGAGGAAUUCGCUUAUUGUUCUUGGCGUGGUCAACUUCUUAGGUAUUCUUUUCACAUUCUUGGUGCCUGAAUCAAACGGAAAAUCUUUGGAGGAAAUGUCCCAGGAGAACGAAGAAGAAAAUGAAUCGGCAACUGAGAUGAGGCCUCAUGGUGGUGCUGAUGCUAGGACAAUGCCAGUUUAAUCAGGCCUUCUUCUCUAUAGUUUCUUUGUGUUAUUCGGGGUACUUAGUUGACUAUGCAUGUCCUCGAGCACACAUCUUAAGAUGGAAUAAGCUUUUUCGCUUCACUUCCAGCACAUCUUAAGAUGGAAUAAGCUCUUACGCUGCUUUCUGGUGUUUAUUACGAUCUUUUGAUGUAGAAAGAUAAGUUUGUGAUUGUCUUUGAAUUCCACAUAUUGCAAACCGAAGUAAAAUGAAAAAACUUUUGUGCAUA